This is a messenger RNA of Cephus cinctus (wheat stem sawfly), 1119 nucleotides long. It is a transcript of the gene Pglym78, whose product is annotated as phosphoglycerate mutase 1. NCBI's taxonomy places the organism in Eukaryota, Metazoa, Arthropoda, Insecta, Hymenoptera, Cephidae. Gene Ontology annotation, biological process: glycolytic process. The transcript is spliced from 3 exons. The record is from RefSeq and is a predicted model, not a curated record. Gene Ontology annotation, molecular function: intramolecular phosphotransferase activity. The coding region runs from base 90 to 854 and encodes 254 amino acids.
AGCAUCGCAGUCAUUCUAUCGAACGAACUACUCCAUUCAAGUGCCGUAAGUCGUCUCCUCAAGAUCUGUCGUGUUUCUAUAUUAAAAAUAUGUCCAAGUACAGGAUUGUGAUGGUUCGCCAUGGCGAGAGCGAGUGGAAUCAAUUGAAUCUGUUUUGUGGCUGGUUUGAUGCGGAUCUAUCUGAGAAAGGAAAGCAGGAAGCCGUUGCUGCAGGAAAGGCUCUUAAAGCUGCAGGAUACACUUUUGACAUCGGUCACACGUCUAUGCUGAAACGUGCUCAAAAUACAUUGCAAGCUAUUCUUAAGGAAAUUGGUCAGGAGGACCUUCCUGUGAAAAAGACGUGGCGCCUCAAUGAGAGACACUAUGGUGGUCUUACUGGAAUGAAUAAGGCGGAAACUGCUGCCAAGUACGGAGAAGAGCAGGUACAGAUCUGGAGAAGAUCCUUCGAUGUACCACCACCGCCUAUGGAGCCAGAUCACAAGUUUUACGAAGCUAUAGUCAAAGAUCCAAGAUAUGCUGAGGAGCCAAAACCUGAAGAGUUUCCAAAAUUCGAGUCCCUCAAGUUGACGAUUGAGAGAACCCUACCUUAUUGGAACGAUACCAUCAUUCCACAGCUUAAGGAGGGAAAGAAGAUUAUUAUUGCUGCUCAUGGAAAUAGCUUGAGAGGAAUAGUUAAGCAUCUUGACUCAUUGAGUAACGAGCAAAUUAUGGGAUUAAAUCUUCCAACUGGUAUUCCAUUUGUAUACGAACUGGAUGAAAAUUUAAAACCAGUAGUAUCCAUGAAAUUCUUGGGCGAUGAGGAAACAGUCAAGGCAGCAAUCGCUGCAGUUGCAGCUCAGGGUAAAGCUAAGUGAAAUAAUAAAGACAUUUGUGUGGCAUUUUUAGAGUGCCCCUUGUAUGGAUACAUAAAGUUAUUUAUAAAUCAUCGAUUCACAUUAUUGCGUAUCAGUGUUCAUCAGUGUUCUUCCGAUUCUGUAUUGUAAAUACACUAAACUUGAGAAGAUCAAAAAAGAUGACAGAGCACAACACCGUUAUUCAUAAAAGCUGUUAGCUUGUGAAAUAUUGAUCACACGAUGUAAUAAUGACAUAACAAAUGAAUAAAAGUGAAAAUGUAAUUAA